This is a messenger RNA of Labeo rohita (rohu), 1744 nucleotides long. Its product is annotated as E3 ubiquitin-protein ligase TRIM39-like. The transcript is spliced from 6 exons. The record is from RefSeq and is a predicted model, not a curated record. NCBI's taxonomy places the organism in Eukaryota, Metazoa, Chordata, Actinopteri, Cypriniformes, Cyprinidae. Gene Ontology annotation, molecular function: zinc ion binding; protein binding. Bases 1 to 1578 code for a protein of 525 amino acids.
AUGGCUUCCUCCAGCGGUUUGUCUAAAAAAAGCCUCACAUGUUCCAUAUGUCUGGAUGUGUUCACUGACCCUGUAACCACCUCCUGUGGACACAACUUCUGUAUGGUCUGCAUCAAAAGCCACAGAGACCGCAGCCCAUGCCCAAGGUGCCCACUGUGUGGGAGUGCACUGGACCCAAAACAAGAUUUUAAUAUAAACAGAACCAUUAAAGAAAUUGCAGAGAGCAUUACAAGGAAACGGACCCAAGAGAAGUCCGAAGUGUCCUGUGAUAGUUGCCCAGAGAAGAAAAUGCGUACUGCUAUUAAGUCAUGCUUACACUGUGGAACCUCCUUCUGCGAGUCUCACUUGGAGCCCCAUAAAACUGCAGAAAAACUCAAGAAACACAAACUAAUUAACCCUGUGAAGAAUCUCGAGGAAUACAUUUGCAAGAAUCAUGAAAGACCUCUGGAUCUUUACUGUAGAUUUGAUCAGACAGCCAUCUGUCAGUUCUGCACCGAAUGUGAUCACAAGAAUCAUAAUACUGUUCCUCUGGAGAAGGAGAGUUUGAAAUUGCUGAUGAAUAAAAAGAUUGCUGUGCAGCAGAAAAUUCAGGACAAUUUGCGGAAGAUUAAAGAAAUUAAACAUACUGUGAGGUUUAACAAACAAGCCAAAGAGAAGGAGAUUGAAGAGAACAUCAAGUUUUUUCAAGACACCUUUGACAGAAGCAAUGCAGAGCUACUUGAUCUCAUGGAGGAGAAGCAUAAAGAAACAGAGAGACGAGGUGAAGAGCUCAUCAGAGAGCUAGAUGAAGAGAUUGUGGAGCUGAAGAAAAGACAAAGUGAACUGGAGCAGCUCUCACAUCCUAUGGAUUUAACACAAAUUAUUAGCCUCCUGUGCAACCCCAUAUACACCAACCGCUCAAAAAACAUCAGCAUCAGCGCUCUUGAACAUGGAGGUAUUCUGAGGAAGACCAUAUCGCAGCUUCAGAGCGUCCUGGAUGAGAAAAUGAAAGAAGCUGUUGGCAGAGAGCUAAGGAGUGUACAACAUUAUGCAGUGGAUGUGACAUUUGACCCUGAUACAGCUCAUCCUGAGCUCAUGCUGUCUGACAAUGGGAAAAAUGUCUGGAAUACAGGCAAGUCACAGAAGAUUCCCGACACCCCAAAAAGGUUUGAUUAUUGCUCAUGCAUCUUAGGAAAGGAAGGAUUCUCCUCACAGAAAUUUUACUAUGAGGUUCAAGUCAGUGGGACUGAGUGGGAUUUAGGUGUGGCAAAAGAAUCCAUAGACAGAAAAGGGGAUAUUUGCCUCAACCCUGAGAAUGGAUAUUGGACUAUAUGGCUGAGGAACAGGAAUGAGUAUGCAGCGAAUGAUCGCUCCCCUAUCCCUCUCAGCUUAAAAGAGAAGCCAGUGAAAGUGGGAGUGUUUGUGGAUUUUGAGGAGGGUUUGGUCUCGUUUUAUGAUGUUGAAGCCAGGUAUCAUAUCUAUUCUUUCACUGGACAGUCUUUCUCUGAAAAGCUCUAUCCAUAUUUUAGUCCUGGAGAAUGUGAGAAAGGGCAGAACUCGCACCCUCUGAUCAUUACACCUGUCGACUCAGUCGAAUAAAUCAACAUUUACAGGAACUUUUAAACUGAAUUUUUGUAUAAUCUUAAAACUUUCAGAUAUAAAUGGUGUUAAUUGCAGAUAUGACCAUUUCUUCUCUAAAUUCAACAAUGAAGGAUCAUUAAUCAUUUACAUUUUAAAAGUAUUUAUUUCUAAUGCCUGUUGCAGU